This is a messenger RNA of Cucurbitaria berberidis CBS 394.84, 1929 nucleotides long. RefSeq lists its product as uncharacterized. Gene Ontology annotation, biological process: amino acid transmembrane transport. The transcript is spliced from 9 exons. Gene Ontology annotation, molecular function: amino acid transmembrane transporter activity. The record is from RefSeq and is a predicted model, not a curated record. Lineage: Eukaryota; Fungi; Ascomycota; Dothideomycetes; Pleosporales; Cucurbitariaceae. Gene Ontology annotation, cellular component: membrane. Bases 124 to 1683 code for a protein of 519 amino acids.
CUCCAAGGGUGGAUGAUCUUCUUUAUCGUCAUCAGUGCCGUGAUAGGCACCGGCAUAUUUAGCAAUGGCGGCUCUUCUGUUGAGAUUGCUGGCCCGGGGGGAGCACUGUUUGCACUUGUCAUUAUGGGGGUGAUCGCCAUCUGUGUGGCAGAGAGCCUGAGCGAGCUAACCCAGCUGUUUCCUGCACCAAAUGCCAUUGUCGAGUAUGUACGAGCCUUUAUCGACGAAGAUUUCGGAUGGGUGAUUGGUAUCGCCUACUGGUUCACAUACUCCUCUAUCUUCGCAGCGCAAAAUUUAAUGGCAGCAAAUUUGGCCGUUUACUGGGGUCUUAAACCAGUGUGGCAAAUUAUAAUCUUUUAUUUCGUCACCCCCGGGAUGAUAGUCGGGAUCAACCUAGUUGGAGUCGGCACCUUCGGGUGGGUUGAGGCUGUUGGUGGAAUUCUCAAGAUUGUUCUUGUAGUGGGGAUAACCAUUGUGCUAUAUGUCAUGGCCGGGCAAGAGCACCAUUGGUCCGAGGGCCGUAAGAUCCAGGCCGGAUUUGUAUAUAACGAAAAGUUCACGACGAACAAAUACAGAGCUCUAGCGUACGUUAUUCCAAUGGUCGCAUUUGGCUUCCUAGGUAUCGAGACCGUUGCGGUCACAGCAUUCGAAGCCCGCACAUCUAGAUCCUUGCGGCUGCCUUCUCAAUCUAUCGCCUACGUCACCCUCUUAUUAUACUUUCUAUGCCUGCUUGGCCAGUGCCUAAAUGUCCCCUGGACUGACAGCCACCUACCGCUUAUCUACGGUGGCAUUGGCGACGGGGCCACUGAUACUAAGGAUCUCAGAAAUCCCGCAUCCAGCAGUCUUACAAUUCUAGCGCUUUGGGCCUGGGGAAAGAAACACCUGGCCGGCUUCCUCAACGGCGCGAUGAUAUUUAGCGUGCUUUCCGCUAGUAACACCUCGCUGUAUGUGGCGUCGCGUACCUUGUACGGCGUUGCGCGAGAUGUCCCAACCAGCAACCUACUAGGUCGACUAAUUCACGGUCUAUCGGUCGUUGUACCCAAAACGGGUGUGCCAGCUCGUGCCCUGGUCUUCUCGGCUUUAUCGUUCAUCUGGCUACCAUUCGUCACUCUUAAAGGUGGCUACGCUGUACAAUAUCUCAUCGAGAUAAUCCAAAUCUCCUCUAGUGUAAGCUGUCUUAUAGUCUGGGCGUCAGUGUCUUUUGCGUAUUUACGCUAUUACAUAUGGCUCAAACACUGCAAAAAACAUCUAGUUGGCGACUACGAGCAAUUCAGGCGCAGUACCGGCACCUACAAGCCAUUCACCCUCCUCGCCUUUGCUCAACCCCUCCCGGCCAUUAUAUCUAUCGUUGGCUGCCUUAUCGUCUUCGCAUUCUGCAGUGCGACUUGGUGGGACAAGGAAGUUACUUUCUCGAAAGUCGCGAUCGGCUAUGCAGCUCCACUUAUUUUGCUCGUUCUAUUCAUUAUCUUCAAGAUCAUCAAUCGCCGACUUUGGAUUCGCACUAGCGACGACUUUUCAAGUCUUUCGCAGACGCUGGAUAGGUUGAAGUGGUACAAGCUAGAUGAAGUAGACAUGUCACCACAGCGGCAUCACGAGGAGGCAACGAGGGUGUUGUCACCGCCGCAAGUGGCGUCACCACCAGAGGGGUCGACACUGGAACUGGUGGAGAUUGGGCCAAAUUGAUAGUGUGAAGCUAGCUAUUUCUCUCUCAGUCAUGUCAGUAUUCAAGCUCAAGUGGUCAUCACUUACUAUGAGACUAGUUUCAUUUUUCUUGAUUGGAUUUUGGAAUAAUAUAAUAACGGAUCUCGUCUUGUUGAUGUGUCUCAAAAGCUAGAAAUUUACCCACCUAUGUAUGAUAGUCCUUAAAUCAGAGAAGAAGAAGAUGUGAAGCUCAAAGAGGUCUGCAAAUUAUAAAUGCAGCAUUACAAU